Messenger RNA from Podarcis raffonei (Aeolian wall lizard), 903 nucleotides. Its product is annotated as zinc finger protein 180-like. The transcript has 4 exons. Gene Ontology annotation, biological process: regulation of transcription by RNA polymerase II. Bases 1 to 903 code for a protein of 300 amino acids. The record is from RefSeq and is a predicted model, not a curated record. Gene Ontology annotation, molecular function: DNA-binding transcription factor activity; RNA polymerase II cis-regulatory region sequence-specific DNA binding. NCBI's taxonomy places the organism in Eukaryota, Metazoa, Chordata, Lepidosauria, Squamata, Lacertidae.
AUGCAUGGCAGCCCGUAUGGCUGCUGUGCGUGUGGCAGCCCGUAUGGUCGCCAGGAGAGCGGCUGCCCAUACAGCCUGUACGACCGCCGUGAGAGGGGCUGCCUGUAUGGACGCUACGCGAGCAGCAGCCUGUACAGUCACCGCGAGAGCAGCUGCCCAUAUGGCCCAUACGGUCGCUGCGAGAGGGGCUGCCUGUACAGUUGCCGCAAGAGCGGCAGCCCACAUGGACGCCGCACAAGCGGCAGCCGGUACAGCGACCCCGGGCACCUGGAGAGUGGCCAAAAGAAACCCUACAAAUGCUUGGAGUGUGGGAAGAGCUUUUGUGACAAGAGAACCUUAAUAGACCAUCAAGGAAACCACACAGGGGAGAAAACCUAUACAUGCUUGGAAUGCGGAAAAAGAUUUAACUGGAAGAGGAGCUUCACUGUCCAUCAGAGAAACCACGCAGGGGGGAAACCCUGCACAUGCCCGGAGUGUGGAAAAAUCUUCACGUGGAAGAAAAGCCUCACUAUACAUCAGCGAUCUCACACGGGGGAGAAGCCCUAUAAAUGCCUGCAGUGCGGGAAAAGCUUCACGCAGAAGGGACACUUCACUGCUCAUCAGAGAUCUCACACCGGGGAGAAGCCCUGCAAAUGCCUGCAAGGCGGGAAAAGCUUCACGCAGACAGCACACCUCACCACACAUCAGAGAUCCCACACGGGGAUAAAGCCAUAUAGCUGCUCAGAGUGCGGGAAAAGCUUCAGUGCAAAGAGAUCCCACACGGGAGAGAAGCCCUAUAAGUGCCCGGAGUGCGGGAAAAGCUUCAGCAUCCUCUCGAACCUUCGAAGGCACGAAAGGAUGCACUGCGGGGAGGAGCCGUACAAAUGCUUCGAGUGUGGGAAGAGCUUCGGCGAUGGGAGAUAG